Nasonia vitripennis (jewel wasp) is the source of this 3252-nucleotide messenger RNA. Its product is annotated as neuropeptide F receptor. Gene Ontology annotation, molecular function: neuropeptide Y receptor activity; neuropeptide binding. The record is from RefSeq and is a predicted model, not a curated record. NCBI's taxonomy places the organism in Eukaryota, Metazoa, Arthropoda, Insecta, Hymenoptera, Pteromalidae. Bases 525 to 1670 code for a protein of 381 amino acids. The transcript is spliced from 4 exons. Gene Ontology annotation, biological process: G protein-coupled receptor signaling pathway. Gene Ontology annotation, cellular component: plasma membrane; neuron projection.
GCGGCGGUCCUCCGCCGCCUCAGUCGCGUUCUGAGAGAUCGGCGCGUCGCAGCCGAGACCGAGAUCUCGCUCUACUCCGAUUCCGCGUGUACGACGUCGUGAGACCUCGAUAGGAAAAGCAGAAUUUCAUAAUUAUACGGUACAUCAGCUGGAGGAGGAAAGAAGAAGCAAAGCUGGCAAAGAUGCAACUGAAGAAGGGGCCGCGCGAUCGAUCGCCGAUCGAUGAUUCGAGGCUGAUCGUCGCGAGGAAUGUGUGAUAUGCCAGGAUCCGGCGCCCGAGGAGUUGCACUAGCAGAAGCCGGAUAGGACUCGUUUUAUAGACUCCGAGCGGCGCCUCGCUGUCGGUCUCGACUUUCGACGUUUCACUUUUCGGAGUUACAUCCAGAACAGCGUCUCGGAUAAAUAAUGCCAGACAGCCUCGAAUUCUUCUCCAUUGAAAAACUUUUGACGCGUCGACGUACGUGGGGAAGAAGUUUACACGAGUAACGAUUCGCACAGUCCGCAGGCCAGAGUGUCUUCUCAGAAUGUCGAGUUCCCAGGCGUUGAACCACUCGCAGAACGCGAGCGUGCUGGAGCCGGCCAACGACUUCAUCACCUCGAACCUGGCCGUCCGCGUGGUCAUCAUCACCUUCUACGUGAGCAUCUUCCUCCUGGGCCUCUUCGGCAACGCCCUGGUCUGCUUCGUGGUCGCGCGCAAUCGCCAGAUGCAGACGGUCACGAACCUCUUCAUUACCAACCUGGCCCUCAGCGACAUCCUCCUCUGCGCUCUGGGUGUUCCCUUCACGCCCUCCUACACCUUCCUGGAGAGGUGGGUCUUCGGCGAUAGUCUGUGCCACCUGGUCCCUUACGCUCAGGGCGUAAGCAUCUACAUCAGCACGUUGACGCUGACAGGUAUCGCGGUUGACCGGUUCCUGGUGAUUCUCUACCCGUUCAGACCCAGGAUGAAGAUCGGCGUGUGCCUCUCCAUCAUCGUGACCAUCUGGAUCGUGGCGUUGCUCCUGACCCUGCCCUACGGUCUCUACAUGCAGUUCCAGUCGGCCGGGAAGAUCCGCUACUGCGAGGAAAACUGGCCAGACGAGCAGUUCCGCAGGACCUUCAGCCUGUUGACUUCGGUACUGCAGUUCGUCGUGCCGUUCAUCGUCAUAGCCUUCUGCUACAUCUGCGUGAGCAUCAGGCUGAACGACCGGGCGAAGAUGAAGCCCGGCAGCAAGACCAGCAGGAGGGAGGAAGCCGACCGGGAGAGAAAGAAGAGGACCAACCGGAUGCUGAUCGCGAUGGUCGCGAUAUUCGGGGUCAGCUGGCUGCCGCUCAACAUCGUCAACAUGGUCGAGGACUUCUACCAGCCGGCCCAGGACUGGAGCUACUACAAGGUGCUCUUCUUCAUGGCCCACUGCCUGGCCAUGAGCAGCACCUGUUACAACCCCUUCCUCUACGCCUGGCUGAACGAGAACUUCAGGAAGGAAUUCAAACAGGUGCUGCCGUGCUUCAGCCGCGGAUCCGAGUGCGACGGUCCAGCUCGACUGGGCGGCCGGAGCGAGCUGCGCACCUGCAACGGCAACGAGCAGACCGUCCAGGAGAGCUUACUGCCCAGCCAGAUGGCCAAGCAGUAUUCCGGCUGCGAGAUGAUCUCGCUCGAGCCUACCACCAACAUCACCAAGGACCUCGACUGAGACAACGGUAGCGACAACGACGAUGGUAAACCGGUGGACCAGUCUGAACUUUGAGCGAUACGGUCGUUGCGUUGCUCGGUGAGUGUCUCUUGAUGAUUUGGAGAGGUGGUUGUGCACUUUCUUUUAUUUGUUUUUAUUGGAGAAGCAGUUUUGAGCUCAUGCUAUGAACUAUCUAUAAUAGUCUUUUUUUACGUACAAUAAAUUGUGAGAUAGUAUGAAGUGAGUGAGUUAAUCGUAAAGCGUACAAUAGAUGUAUAAAAGUUUUUUUUCGGCAAUGAACAUUUAAGCGCACAGCUUUCUCCUCGAGUGACGGCAAAUAUAUGUCGCGUUAUUUUUUUUUCUGGGAGCAAUCGCUCUCCAAACAUGCAGUAGUUUCAAAGAACCUAAACAUUCAUUACUAUUAUAUUGUAAAAAUUUUUUAUCCGUCUAUUCAUAGUGUAAAUACAAUAACUUGAUAUAUAGUGCUAGAGCAUAAAUAAUAUAUAAGUGAUGUUUACCGUCGGUCAGUGCGGGCCACUGAAAUGCGUUUGUUGGCCGUACGUAUCAGUAUAUAUAAGUAUAAUGCACACAGCGAAAUUUUUCUCGGCCACUACUGCGACACUGACGCAUCACGAUCACUAAUUGUCAAGAAUCGGCCUCUGCCAAAUCUACACUAUACGCAUAUACGUAAUCGCAGUCUUUUGUAUAUCGGGAAGCCUGUCUCUUUUCGUUGUUUUUAACGAGCUGGCGAUGAGCGUUGCUUUCGUGCUUUGCUUGACGAUGAUUUCCCUCGGCGAUUUUUGAACCUGAGCCCUGUCGAAAUCAGCCGAGGAACAUAAUUAAUUAUACUUAGUGUGCAUUCAAGAUGAUUUUUUUACUUUUUUUACAAAGUUAUAUACGUUUGCUCGUGGCUUGGUUAAGUGAUUUUUAGUAUUGUUUACUUUGACGGUGCAACGAAUCUGAUUUUUUGAGACGACAAAGCUUCGUUUAUUGAAGUAGAGACGCGCAUAUUAUUAAUUAUUAUUAUAUAGAGUAAAUAAUAUAUGAUAUAAGAAUAUAUAUACUUGGCUGUUGGAUCAUUUAUAUUUUAAGGAACACACGUGCGAGUGUAUGUGAAUAUGUGAUGGAUUAUAUAGAUAGUGCGAAUAUACAUUUUUCGUUGAUGCAUAUAUUAUAAUUAUAUACUAGCCGAAAACUGUUCACGCAUAUUUACGAAAUUUGUUACAAACGACGACGCGCAUUAUGAAAAAAGGUUUUAUAUAUAUGAUACAAGAUAUAACGAAAAGGUCUAUACAAGUAAUAUAUAACCUCUUGUUAUGUAAGUUAGACGUAUAGUGCAUAAUAUAUGUUAUCAUGGAAAAACGACGUAUAGCUGUGAAGAAAAUGUCUACGCCAUAAUAAGGACUCGUUGAUCAGAUCUUGCGAUGUAACGCGUAUACAUAAUAUAAUAGAUGUCUUUGUAUAUCGGCGUUUGUGCAACGUUAUAACAAAGUUGACUUUUUUUUAUUAAGAUGAACGUUUUCGUUGUGCGGGACCGAACAGAAAACAUGAUUGUAAUCGAUGUAGACACACACUACACCUAUAUAUCAAUGUAUAAACAAGG